GCCAAUCGCGGGGCGGCGGGGCGGGAGCGGCCGGCGGCGCGUGCGAAGAUGGAGGAGUACGCGCGCGAGCCCUGUCCCUGGAGGAUUGUGGAUGACUGCGGAGGUGCCUUCACCAUGGGAGCGAUUGGAGGUGGCAUUUUCCAGGCCAUCAAGGGCUUCAGGAAUUCCCCAGUGGGUGUAAACCACCGGCUGAGGGGAAGCCUGGCUGCUGUCAAAACGAGAGCUCCACAGCUGGGAGGUAGCUUUGCUGUUUGGGGAGGUCUGUUCUCCAUGAUCGACUGCAGCAUGGUCAGAAUGAGGGGGAAGGAAGAUCCGUGGAAUUCAAUCACGAGCGGAGCCCUAACUGGAGCCAUCUUAGCUGCCAGAAAUGGACCUGUUGCCAUGGUUGGAUCUGCCGCAAUGGGAGGAAUUCUCCUGGCUUUAAUUGAAGGGGCUGGCAUUCUCUUAACAAGAUUUGCCUCUGCACAGUUCCAGAACGGCCCUCAGCUCUCCGAAGACCCCUCGCAGCUGCAGCCCUCUCCAUUUGGCGACUACAGGCAGUACCAGUGAUCCCCGUUCUGUUAGUUCGAAUUGUAGCUGAGCUUUAAUUUAAAAUGCUGGAGGAUCAGAGCACGGUAUGUCCUUACACCAGUGGUAGUCUCUUACACAAACCAUGCCAAGAGGACUUCAGCACUUGGCAGUGCAAAGCUGCGCAGAACUUUUAGGAGAUGACAGAUCUAUUUAUUGGUAACAGAUUCCAUUGCUGUAACGUUAAUACAUGUCUGACAGAAUACAUGGAGAUUUGAGAUAAGGA
Molecule: messenger RNA, 793 nt
Organism: Centrocercus urophasianus (Greater sage-grouse)
Lineage: Eukaryota; Metazoa; Chordata; Aves; Galliformes; Phasianidae
Gene: TIMM17A
Product: translocase of inner mitochondrial membrane 17A
Exons: 6
Coding region: 49-549 (166 amino acids)
Biological process (GO): protein import into mitochondrial matrix
Cellular component (GO): TIM23 mitochondrial import inner membrane translocase complex; mitochondrial inner membrane
Molecular function (GO): transmembrane protein transporter activity
Source: RefSeq, a predicted model, not a curated record